Molecule: messenger RNA, 1113 nt
Organism: Blastocystis hominis
Lineage: Eukaryota; Bigyra; Opalinata; Blastocystidae
Exons: 6
Coding region: 1-1113 (370 amino acids)
Cellular component (GO): Golgi apparatus
Molecular function (GO): glycosyltransferase activity
Source: RefSeq, a predicted model, not a curated record
AUGCUGCGUCUUAUCGUAGUGAUUGUGUUUUUCUCGUUUGUCUCUUUGUUUUUCACUCUUGUGACAAUUGCUCCAGAAGCAAGGAGACAUGAUAUUGUUUCCGUGAAUUCCUCCUUUGUUUCAGAGGGUACGGUUACUGUAACACCUUACCAAAAACUCGCUUCCUUUGCGCUUCGUUUAUUUCUCAAAUUGGCUCCGGAUAUUCGCUUACCAAUAUAUGAGGACGAUACAGACUAUAUUGAAAUGUUUACACGUUUGUAUAAGAAUUAUACCGACAAUCAGGGGAAGCAUAUUGUCACGCUGGCAGAUUUAGUUCCUAAGGUUGCCAUCAAUCGAGUUGUGAUGCUGACUUUCACUGAUUCGAGCUAUCUUGAAUCAUUCUAUGCAUCGUAUGUUGUAAGCAAACUCGACCAAUACAGUAAUUUCAUCGUGGUAGCUGUGGAUAUGAACGCUUAUAUCACUCUAUCUAAGCAAGGUUACCCAGUCGCCUAUUUCGAAUCGCUUCUUCCAGAGAACCUCACCUGUUCGGAAUCUUCUUUCGGCUCCAACCAAUUCCACCUCAAAAUGGCCAACAAAAUGCAGAUCAUUCGGCAAGUGAUUCUGCUCGACCAUAGCGUUCUUCUCUUCGAUUCGGACGUCGUUCUCUUUCGGGACCCCAUUCCCACCAUUCUAGCUUAUCAAAACUACGACCUCAUCGCUCAGAAAGACGAAGGCAUCUGCGCAGGGUUUAUAUUCUUCCGCCCCACUCUACAAUCAUUACAAUUCAUCGAUCUCGUCUUGCAAUAUCAGCAGCGCUGGGUGAUGAGCGACCAGCCUGUGAUGGAGAUCCUUCGUCAAAUGCACGUGAGGCCUUCUCUGCGAUGGACCUUGCUUCCGCAGAACACAUUUAGUAGUGGCUCUGUGUUUUUUGAAUCGCAUCAGUUUUACUGGGACGCAAUUGAUGCGAACCAGGUGAUCAUGCACAACAAUUAUGUAAUCGGGUAUACCAACAAGAUUUACAGGCUAAAGGAGAUGAAAAUGUACCCACUAGACGUGAACGGCGAGUAUUCUUCCAACACUGCGCGCUAUUUGGUGCUUGACUCUGUUUCUUGUGGGUUUGCGAACCCCAUCUGA